Messenger RNA from Schistosoma spindalis, 3084 nucleotides. NCBI's taxonomy places the organism in Eukaryota, Metazoa, Platyhelminthes, Trematoda, Strigeidida, Schistosomatidae. The record is from the annotation of a GenBank genome assembly.
AUGAAUAUUUCUAAUACUUUGCUUAGUCGUCAUGAUGGAAUACAAUCUCAGGGUCAAUCAAAAUUGCGUUCGUUUAACAGUGGCUCGUACUCCCGUUUAAAUAUGAAAGGUGUUUCAACAAGGAAUUACAAAGGAAAUCACAAAGGUGAGACCAAGUUUGGCAAAUUUUUAUCAUGUGGAAAACUUCAUUCUCGUAAUUCAUGUUCAUUUCGUAAUGCUAAAUGUUUUAGAUGUGGUAAGAUAGGACACAUUCAAACAGUAUGCAAAGCUACUGUUCAUUUUGCCUCAAGUAGUACUAAAUCCUGCAAUUUAGAUCCCAAUAAUUCAUCUGUUCCUAAUGAUCAUUUAUCUUUGUCUACCAUUUCGAAAGGUAAUACUCAUAUUCAAGAUCGAUUAUAUCCAUCUCUUGGUUCAUGUCAUGACUUUAUUGUGGACACAAGCAGCAUAGAGUCCAUUUUUUCAUUCAAGAACUUGGAAUCUUUAGAUCCUAAUGUUGUGGCACUACUCACUGAGGUAUCAAUAUUGGGGAUUACUGGACACAGACUGCCUAUACGAGGAUGUUUUUCUAAAGAAAAUAAUGAUGCUUUACUUAAAGAUUUGAUAGCCACGUGUGCUAAGUGCAGUGGAGAUAUGAAAAUUCAGCCUAUAAAACUUCAAGUACAGGGUGAUCCAGUCAUUCUUAAUAGACGAAUAAUUCCUUAUGGUCUUCGAGAUGCAGUACAUAAGACAUUAAACGAUUUGUGUGCAAAGGGCAUAAUUGAACCGGUUCAGUCUUCAGCAUGGGGUACUCCUAUUGUUACGCCACUGAAAUUGGACGGCAAGACUCCUAGAAUAUGUGGUGACUAUAGAUUAACAUUGAACUCCCAUUUGUUAAAGCAAACAUGUACGACAGUAGAGGCUGAAGAUAUUGUAAAUCGACUUCAUGGUUCUAAAGUGUUCUCGAAAUUUGACCUAAAAGACGCUUAUCUUCAAAUCCCUUUAGAUCAAUCCUCAUCUAUUUUGACGACAAUUAAGACUCCUUUUGGUCUGUUUAAAUACAAUUUCCUUCCAUUUGGUCUAAGUUGUUCUCCAGCUAUAUUUCAGGAAGUCAUGAAUAAUGUAAUUAGUGAUCUUGAGGGCGUUGAAUUUUAUCAAGAUGAUUUGAUUGUCCAUGGUUCUGAUAAGGUAGUUCAUAACCAGAGACUUAUUGCUUCAUUGCGUCGUUUAAUUGAGAAGUAUAUUACAGUGAAUCCAAAUAAGUGUUCAUUUUGUGUAUCUAAUUUCGAAUGUCAUGGAUACCUAGUUGAUGGUCAUGGUUUUGGACCAGAUAUGAAACGACUAGCUCCACUGACAAAUGCACCGUCUCCAAAAGAUCUUACGGAACUACAUUCACUAUUGAGUGCUCUUCAAUACUGUUCCCGUUUUAUUCCUAAUUUUUCUUGUCGUGCAAAUUGUUUAUUUAAUAUUUUGACAUCCAAUUCAUUCAAAUGGGGUGAGGAAAAAGAGUCAAGCUUACGUAGUAUACUAAAGUUUCUUCAAAGUGAUGCUGUUCUUCGGACUUACUCUCCUAGUGUACAGUCUGUGCUUAUUACUGAUGCAUCACCUGUGGGUAUUGGCGCAGUUUUGGAACAGGAAGGUAGAUCAGUUAUUUGUGUUUCACGCAAACUUACCGUUACUGAACAAGGCUAUUCGCAGACUCAGCGAAAAGCAUUAGCUGUGUUUUGGACUGUUAAAAGACUUUAUAAAUAUUUAUUCGGAAAGAAAUUCACUAUUGUUACUGAUCAUGAGGCUUUAAAGUUUAUUUAUCAUCCUGAAGAAGCCUUAGCACGUUCCUCAGCUGCUAUGGUUCAACGAUGGAGUAUUGCUUUGAGUGCCUAUGACUAUACGGUUCAGCACAGAAGUGCCAAACAAAUUCAACAUGUUGACUACAUUUCUCGACAGUCAUUACAAGAUAAACCUGUAAAUACUUCAGACUGUUUGUUAGUGCAACCUUUACCAGUGAAACGUCCAGAUCUCGUUAGAGAAACUCGUAAAUACUUUGGAUGUAUAAUUAAUGCUAUACAGAAAGGUUGGAAUGCUAAUUUGAAACGUAGAUUUCCUAUCUAUUUUUCAAAGCGGGAUGAGCUAUCUACUACUCCUGAUGGUAUUUUGUGUUUAAAUGAUCGUGUUGUUAUUCCUCCUUCAUUGCGUAAAUCUGUCCUAGAAGAUCUUCAUGGUGGACAUUUAGGUGUUGAAAAAAUGAAGUCAUUGGCGAGGCUCACAUGUUGGUGGCCAGAGAUAAAUGCAGAUAUUUGUCGUACAGCAAACAAUUGUGAAAAGUGUCAUAAGCUGAAACAUCAGCAUUCGAAGUGGACUCUAUGGCCAGUAUCGUCUGAGGCCUGGCAGAGAAUUCAUGCAGACUAUUGUGUGGCCUGGAGUUUUUUCACAACUUCACCAAAUUCUGACUUCACAAUUCAAGCAUUAAGAAAGGUGUCUAGUCAAGAAGGGGUUCCAAUGGUGUUAGUGACUGAUAACGGCUCUCAUUUUGCUGUAGAUGCAGUCACUACCUGGUUAAAUGGUAUAGGGUGCAAACAUCUGUUUACUGCUCCCAGACAUCCUUGUUCCAAUGGUCAGGCAGAAAAUUUUGUCAGGACGUUAAAAACUGCUAUUGAUUCUAUUGCCGCCUCAACAUUUAAUGAGCUGGAGAGGGGAGUAGAUACCUUUAUCCUGCAAUAUAGAAAUGCCAGACAUUCGGUGACGAAAGAGACUCCAUCAAAGCUAUUAAAAGGAAUAAUUCUUCGGUCGAAUAUGAGAUGUUUGGAGUCUGCAGAAGUUACAUAUUAUCGUGGCAAUGAUCUUCGACCAUCCACGGGGAUUGUUCUGAAGAAUGUCGGUAAAUCUAUGCUGCGACUUCUAGAUAAUAAUGACUUAAGUACAAACAAUCGACAUGUUGAUCAAAUACAAUUCCAGGAACCACGUGAGUCUGUUCCUAUUUCAUUUGUUAAUUCUAAUACUAAUGAGUGCAUUCUAGAUAAUACAGAGUCUCUAUCCAAUACAUUGUCGGACAGAUACAGUAUGAACUUGAGAAGACGUACAAUUGAUUACAGACACUUAGACUCUAAUUAA